Molecule: messenger RNA, 2577 nt
Organism: Histoplasma capsulatum G186AR
Lineage: Eukaryota; Fungi; Ascomycota; Eurotiomycetes; Onygenales; Ajellomycetaceae
Product: cysteine protease PalB
Exons: 4
Coding region: 1-2577 (858 amino acids)
Biological process (GO): proteolysis
Molecular function (GO): calcium-dependent cysteine-type endopeptidase activity
Source: RefSeq, a predicted model, not a curated record
AUGCCGCCAUUGCCCUCAAAACUGGGAGAGCUUGAGAUUCAGGCACGGAAAGCAGAGAAGGAUGUGUCUAAGGCUGCAACUCAGAGAGCUGCUUUGGAUGCAGCAAUCAGCGCGGUUGAAAAUUACCUGAAAGCGCUUACGCUGGCUAGCUCUCCUAGCGAAAAACAGCGGCUAGAUGCAAAAUGUAAAGAACUUCUCAGAAAGGCAGAGGAUAUUAAAAAAUCAGAAUUCUGGAACCAACAUCUACAGACACGUACCAACACCAGCAAUAGCAGCAGCAGGGUGAGGCCCAGGCUUCGAGAGCCAGUUUCCACACGGAAUCUUUCCAAUAGGGAGCAGAUCAUUCUCCUGGAAGAUUCGAAGCUCAAUGGAUAUGUAUUUCCUCCUUGGUCAGCGGUGCCGGAUGCGGGGGAGUUUGAGCUCGAAGAAGAUGGCGACCAGUUUACGGACUCGUGCGAUCUUCCGCUCUCAGAGCUACAGUGCGAGAUUUUCAAUGGCUGGAAACGCCCUGCAGACAUCUUAGGAGCCGGAGUGGCUAAUGAUUAUGGGAAGAGUCAUUCCCUAGUUAUGAAAAAUGAACAACCUAUAGAUCUAGUACAGGAUGUUACGACGGAUUGCUCCGUUGUCUUCGCAAUCAAGUCUUACCCGUCAGAGGAGCAGACAUUCAGCCCAAAGAUAUCACAGUCAGGGAAAUACAUAUUUCAAAUGCAUUUUAACGGAUGUUACCGGAAAGUUGUAAUUGACGAUCAUCUCCCCUCUUCUAAAACUUCGAGGUUCCUUCAUGUCAUUGACAGGCAAAACCCUGCAUUGCUAUGGCCAGCACUGGCCGAAAAGGCAUAUUUAAAGGUUAGAGGAGGCUACGAUUUCCCCGGAAGCAAUUCUGGGACAGACCUUUGGAUCCUCACCGGCUGGAUUCCGGAACAAAUAUUUCUGCACGACGAGGACGUCAUCUCGGAUCAGCUGUGGAAACGACUGUUCAAUGCAUUUAAUUACGGCGACGUAUUAAUCACUGUUGGCACAGGAUCAUUGGCUGAACAGGAAGAAGAGGAACUUGGCCUUGUGAGCUUGCAUGACUAUGCAAUUCUUGAUAUGAAGGAAGACAACAGCCGUCGCCAAUUCCUUGUCAAGAAUCCUUGGGCAGCUGGCUCCGUUUGGGAAGGGAUUGGACAAUCCCACCUUCCUGAUACUGAAGGUGCCAGUGAAUACAAACACGACCAGCACCAGAUCCAUCGCCCUCUAUCCCCAGGAACAUUCUGGACUGAUUGUGAUAAACUGCUUCAAAAUUUCGAAAAUUUAUAUUUAAAUUGGAACCCGACGCUCUUUCCUUAUCGGCAGGAUAUCCAUUUUACUUGGGAUCUUUCUUCUGCCAGUUCCGUUCCCGGCUGCUUCGCUGAAAAUCCACAGUUUGCGGUUGGUUCCAAAGCAGGAGGCUCCGUCUGGCUCCUUCUUAGUCGACAUUUCAAUUCUGGAGAUUACAUCAGACCUGGAAAGCAGCUUAUAGACGUGUCGUCUGAAAGUGAUGAACCCGGAUUUAUUAGCAUUUACGUUUUCAAAAAGGGAGGCCAAAGAGUCUGCGUGAGUGAUGGGGCCUUAGGUCGGGGUGCUUAUGUGGAUUCGCCUAACACACUAAUGAGAUUUGAGAUGCCUCCAAAUACUGUUUAUACGGUUGUGGCUGCAGAGCAGUCCCUACGGAGGUCGAGCCAGAAUUUUUCUUUAUCCGGAUUCUCUACAGCGCCCCUAUCUAUUUCACACGCCACUGAGCGAUAUGGGUAUGUUAAGAAGCUCCCUGCUGCAUGGACGACAACAACCGCUGGAGGCAAUGCAGAUUCACCAAAGUACCCUGCAAAUCCACAAUUCAGGAUCGAUAUCUUAGAGGCAUGUGAUAUUGCUAUUAUCCUUGAGACUGCGAAUCCUGAGCUAGCCACGCACGUCAAGAUAGUGUGUUCAGACGGCAAGCGUGUUUCCAGCGUCCGUUCUCGGGACGUUGCUUUUGACAGCGGAGACUACCGCCGUGGCUGCUCUUUUGCUGAACAUUCCGACCUAGCCAGGGGCUCAUAUACAGCCGUCUGCUCCACGUUUGCACCCGACCAGCUGGGCAAGUUUAGUCUCUGGAUCAAAACGACCAAGUCAUGCAAUCUAAAGCCUCUGCCGGCUGAGGGGGCUGGGCAAUUGAGCACGUUGUCCGACAUUGGCAGAUUUCCGCCAGGUACGGAUAGAAUUCUUGCCCCCAUCACUACAUCUCGACUGGCCAGAAUCACGGCCAUUGUGAGGCAUAAGGGCUCGUGGGCGGGAGCCCGGAGUGUCGCCCCGUCGCCGAUUUUAAUGACUCUUGAGCUAGGACAGGGUCCGUAUAAGGAUAUACUAGCAUCAUCCGGCGAUGGGAGUUUCAGCAAUUCCGUCAGUGGAAUACGCAUAGAGGAAUUCGAUUUGCAGCCUGGUUUCGAACGUCAGGGGGGGCUGUGGCUUGUCGUGGAACGGGUUGGGGGUCCUGGUGGUCAGGUGCAUGAUACGAUUGAGCUGGAGAUCUUGUCUGAGGAGAGGGUGACGAUCGGUCCAUGGGGAGUCGGUAACGGCUGA